Paracoccidioides brasiliensis Pb18 is the source of this 684-nucleotide messenger RNA. RefSeq lists its product as uncharacterized. The coding region runs from base 1 to 684 and encodes 227 amino acids. The transcript is spliced from 4 exons. The record is from RefSeq and is a predicted model, not a curated record.
AUGUCGCAUGAGAUGUCAUAUCUGGGACCCAGGGCCUUUAAUCAUGAGCAGAGCCGAGAUGCAGAAGCAGAAUACGACCGCCUGCGCGAUGCAGCUAGACACGAAGCUGCCCAACGCUCCUCAUGCUUCGAGAGAUCUCGCCAGGCAUAUGAAAACGGUGAUGGCCGACUUGCCAAGGAGCUUUCUGAGCAAGGCAAGGCGCACGGGAGGAAAAUGGAAGAAUUGAACAAGCAAGCCUCGGAAUUCAUUUUCCGGGAGAAUAAUGCGCCUGGGCGAGUUGAUUCUGAUACGAUCGACCUACAUGGCCAAUUCGUGGAGGAGGCAGAAGAUAUUUUGGAGAAGAGGAUAAAGUAUGCCCAACGGCAUGGGCAGACACAUCUUCAUGUCAUUAUUGGGAAGGGUAGCCACUCGGUCAAUCAUGUUCAAAAGCUCAAACCUCGAGUGGAACAAGUUUGCCGUGAUCUAGGUUUGCAGUAUACCACCGAGGACAACUCCGGGCGAAUCUAUGUCAACCUGACUGGCGGCGCCGUACACAUACCUCCAAACCAGCCACAUCACACCCCACAGCCCUAUAACCAACAGCAACAGCAAGAGCCAAACCCUGACGGGAUCCAGCAGGCAGUCAACUCGAUUGCUCCUAAUAUCAUUCGAAGGCUGGAAAAGGCCUGCUGCAUGGUGAUGUGA